Messenger RNA from Musa acuminata subsp. malaccensis (wild Malaysian banana), 958 nucleotides. Its product is annotated as OVARIAN TUMOR DOMAIN-containing deubiquitinating enzyme 12. Lineage: Eukaryota; Viridiplantae; Streptophyta; Magnoliopsida; Zingiberales; Musaceae. Gene Ontology annotation, biological process: protein deubiquitination. Gene Ontology annotation, molecular function: cysteine-type deubiquitinase activity. The record is from RefSeq and is a predicted model, not a curated record.
AGGAGAAGGAAAGGUAGGCGUGUCGACGAGUUCCUCCUUUGGUACCGCGACCUUUCGAACCACAUUCUGCUGCCGUUUGAUCGAUCAGAAUCCUCCUUAAGUUUCCAUAUGGAACAUAUAGUUCAUAAUGAAGUUGGCCCAUCUACAGCAACUGGUCUAAGCAGCCACAGCAAUGACACUGAUGAUGAUAGGAUGAUUGCGCUUGUUCUCUCAGAAGAAUAUGAAAAGUUAGAUGGUGCAGUUUCUAGACGCCUUGCUAAUCUGGCUUCAGUGCCUCAUGUUCCGCGGAUAAAUACAUUUAUUCCCAGCUUGAGUGAUGCCACUCUAGAUCACCAGCGGCUUCUCCAAAGGUUAAAUGCUUAUGGCCUAUAUGAAGUUAAGGUCUCUGGGGAUGGCAAUUGUCAGUUUCGUGCAAUAUCUGAUCAGUUAUACAGAUCCUCGGAAUAUCAUAAACAUGUUCGGAAAGAGAUAGUAAAGCAGCUUAAGGAAUUCCAUGCUUUCUAUGAAGGGUAUGUCCCCAUGAAGUACAAGCGCUACUAUAAGAAAAUGGCCAAAUCCGGCGAAUGGGGAGACCACAUUACAUUACAAGCUGCAGCUGAUAAGUUCCAAGCAAAAAUAUGUCUUCUAACUUCAUUUAGAGAUACCUGUUUUGUGGAGAUUGUACCACAAAAUCAGGCUCCUCAAAGAGAGCUAUGGCUGAGUUUCUGGUCUGAGGUGCACUAUAAUUCAAUUUAUGAACUCCGAGAUCUUCCAACUCAACACAAGCCUAGAAAGAAGCAUUGGCUAUUCUAGGUUGGUGUUCGACACCUGUUUGGAUUGAGAGGUUGUUUCUCUUGGCGGACAUGUACAUUGGUUGAUUAUAUAUUUUUUUUAUAUUUUGUUGUUUUCCUUUUUUUAUAGAUUUAUUUGUACGCUUAUAAUGAUACUGACAUUAUAAAUGGCAUUCUUUCAUAUUGUU